This is a messenger RNA of Brassica napus (rape), 4892 nucleotides long. Its product is annotated as serine/threonine-protein kinase WAG1. Lineage: Eukaryota; Viridiplantae; Streptophyta; Magnoliopsida; Brassicales; Brassicaceae. The transcript has a single exon. Gene Ontology annotation, cellular component: nucleus; plasma membrane; cytoplasm. The coding region runs from base 1346 to 2821 and encodes 491 amino acids. The record is from RefSeq and is a predicted model, not a curated record. Gene Ontology annotation, molecular function: ATP binding; protein serine/threonine kinase activity. Gene Ontology annotation, biological process: protein phosphorylation.
UGAUCUAUUAUCCUAUGGCUUUAGUUUAUAGAGAUUAGAUUUUAGGUUUCAUUCUUUACAAUCAACCAAAUUCGAUUUUCAUGUUCUUAGAAUUCGAAUUACCUUAGGUUAGUAGAUUGUUGAAACCGGACCACCAAGAGAAUGAACCUCGAGCUGGGCAGGAACGCGAGCUGGACACGAGCUGGCCUGGACGCGAACAGAUUGAGGUUGGAGAUGCGAGCAGCUGAUCGUCGAACGGGAGCUGUUGCAGUCGGGAUCGCGAGCGGCUCUGAUGCGAACGGGAAGCUUUGCUGUCUGGAACAGAUGCGGGGACGGAUUAAGGUUCGUCGGGUUCGGAUUAGGGUUCCAAAGCAAAUCGGCGCGCACUGUAUCUGUGCGUGAGGGUGCGUCGGUGGUCAGAUCGACAAGCGGUUUGCACUGACUGAUUCGUCUCGACAAGGCUUCGAUUUGAUAUCUUGAUCGUUUUCUGGGUCCUCACGGUUUGGGAGAACGGCCUUUUUGAAGUUCCGAAGCAGAUUCCUCUUCGUUUAGGGUUUUAGCGAUUUGGUUUUAGGUUCAGGGUGUUAGAGGCUGUCGUGUUGAUAACGUGUUGUGACACUUAGGAUUUAGAACUGUAAGUUUAUGUAUAUUAUUAAUCAAAAGUGUGUUCCUUUAUAUAAGGAUUACAAGAUAUAGAAAUAUGGAAAGUAUCCAAAAACUAAACCAACUAGGAUUAGGAAAACUAGUAAUACAUAAUAUGAAAAGAGUACAAAUACAAGGAAAAAUGAAAUAUGGUUUCCUUUUCUCCAAGCUACAUGGCCGCCUCUCUCUCUCUCCAAGUUGUGGCCGUUUUUCUCUCUCUAGGGUUGGACCGUCUCUCUCUAAGUGUAUGGACCGGUUAUGGACCGGGUCGGUUAUGGACAUCCAUCAAUUGAUUUAUAACAUGAUGAUAUAUCUUCAAUGUUUAGUCUAUAUAUAAUGCUUGUUUAUAUGAUUAUAUCUAUGCAAUAUCUCGUAUAUUAAUGAUAUUUAUUUGAUAUAUAUUCCAUUUCGAUUUCGAAUCAUUUUAAUUAAUUUCUGCUAUUAUAAAUAAUGUAAUUCAUGUUUAUGGAAUAAGAAAAAUCCAUGUAUAGCAUAUCCAGAAAUAAUGAUAGUUCCUGUCCUUAGAUUAAAGAAAUGGCCCAUUGGGAGGUCAAACCACCAUCUCAUCUUUGUCAUUUCACACAAGUCAACCCUAAUUUACUCUAAACCAACAUUUUAAAAAUUAAAAAUCAUUAACCCAUCUUCCCUUUAUAUAUAUAUAAACUCAUCAUCACCACCUUCAACCUCCACACACAUCUCCAAAGAAACUCUCCAUCAGACAAAAAUGGAAGACGAAGGUUAUUACCUCGAAACCGAUUUCGAUGUCAGCUUCACCUCCACCGCCACAGACCGGACCUUCACCUCCUCAAGCGCUCGCUCCAGUCUCGCUCGUUCAAGCCUCACCUUAAGCUUCAACGACAGACUCUCCACCGCCACAACACCUUCCACCACCACUUCCGCCGCCGCGACAACGCUCCACCACCGUCGCCAAGAUCCUCACUGGACAGCAAUCAGAGCCGCGACAACACUCUCCUCCGAUGGACGACUCCAUCUCCGUCACCUAAAACUCGUCCGCCUCCUCGGAACCGGAAACCUCGGCCGUGUAUUCCUCUGCCACCUCCGUGACUGCCCAACCCCCACCGCAUUCGCGCUUAAAGUCAUCGACCGUGAUGCUCUCACGGCGAAGAAGCUUUCGCACGUGCAAACGGAGGCGGAGAUCCUCUCCAUGCUAGACCACCCGUUCUUGCCUACACUCUACGCACGUAUCGACGCUUCUCACUACACUUGUCUCCUCAUUGAUUACUGUCCCAACGGAGACUUACAUUCCUUGCUACGUAAGCAACCUGGUAACCGGUUACCGGUUUCAUCGGUUAGAUUCUUCGCCUCCGAAGUCCUCGUCGCCUUAGAGUAUCUCCAUGCUCUCGGUAUCGUGUACCGAGAUCUCAAACCGGAGAACAUCUUGAUCCGUGAAGAUGGACACAUCAUGCUCUCAGAUUUCGAUCUCUGCUUCAAAGCCGACGUCGUUCCAACUUUCCGAUCUCGACGGUUCCGGAGAGUUUCGACUCCGCCGUCAUCUCCGAGGAGGUUGAGGAGGAGUCGGCGUUGCGGUUGCUUCUCCACGGAGGUAGAGUACGAGAGAGAGGAGAUAGUGGCCGAGUUCGCGGCGGAGCCAGUGACGGCGUUUUCUAAGUCGUGCGUUGGAACUCACGAGUAUCUAGCGCCGGAGCACGUCGCCGGAAACGGACACGGAAGCGGCGUAGACUGGUGGGCGUUUGGGAUAUUUCUGUACGAGAUGUUACACGGAACGACGCCGUUUAAAGGCGUGACCAAAGAACAAAUUCUACGAAAGAUAGCAUCGAGUGAUGACGUGGCGUUUCCGUUGGAGUUGGAGGAAGAGGGAAUAAGAGAAGCGAAGGAUUUGAUUCAGAAGCUGUUGGUGAAGGAUCCAACGAAGAGACUAGGUUGCGCCAGGGGUGCGCAGGAUAUCAAAAGGCAUCCGUUUUUCGAAGGGAUCAAGUGGCCGUUGAUUAGAAACUAUAAGCCGCCGGAGAUUCGAGGUCUGGUGAAGAAGUCGACCAAGGCACAUGCUUGUCACGUGACUGGUGUGUCAUCGCCACGUAGGAGGAAGUGGUUGUGGUGGGCCUUAUCGAAUUUACUGCGAAGUAAAAGCUUGAAAGGGAGUAACAGUAAGAUCCAGAGCAACAAUAAUUACUAUCAUUAUGCGGGUAAAAGCUAUAACGCGAGUCGCAAACGCGUUUAGGGCGUUUCCCUUUUCAAAAAUGAACAAAUCUUGGGUUCUAGUGAACUCUUUAAUUCACCUCGACUCUUGACACUAAUCAUUUUGCCAUGUAGAAUUAAUAAAAAGUGGAAACAAAAUAAAAAAAAACAAAAAAAAAGGAAAGAAAAAAGGUUGUGGCCGUUAGCAAAAAAGAGAACGAGUGUUUUGUCAACGCGUCCAUCGGCUCCUUCUUCGUCUCUUAUAGAGAAAAUAGAAAGCUUUGUUUGUCAAGUUGGAAUCUCCAAUUCUAUGCUUUCAAAUCCAAUUUCGAUUUCACCUUCUCAAAUACACUUUAUAAACUGCCCCAAAUCCACUUUCUCCAAGUUUAUUCUCGAUUGAAAAUUGACUUGUGGCAUAUUGUAACGUAGUGAAAUCAAAUCUCAUGGAAUCUGUGCUAAUGUCUUCAUUCAUAUGUCAGGAAAAAAAAACUCCACGUUACCAAGAAGUCAUGUAUGUAUGAAAAAAAAAAUCACAGCAGAUAUGAAAGAAACAGAGACAGCAAGGCAGAACAGAGUGAAUAACAGAAUGUUAAUAAAGAAAAAUAAACAAAACGGAAGAAACAGAGCACAAGAAUAAUAUCAUCUUUUCUUAACUUACCUUCAAGGUUUCGUUCUUCUUUAUAUGUCCUCCUCAUAUUUUCCUCUUCCUAGACCUUAGGAAAAGACUAAGAAUAUGAUAAAUAAGACACCAACAACAGCUAAAACAGCCGCAAAGAUCAAAGCUUUUGGUACACAUCUUUUUCUAUCCCCUGAGAAAGAAAAAAAUCAGAAUGGUUUCCUCUGUUACGUAAAAUGAUUAAAUUCGUCUUUACUGUAACAAACUCUCAUCUCCUCAUUUGGUAUACUACAACACAUGCUCAACAGUCUGAUUUUAAAUGCUAGAGCUCAAAUUCAUAACAAGUGACAUACCUUGUGCGACACUUCUCGCCUCAUUCCCCGGGGUAGCAGGCAUGAGCUUGGCUCAUUAGUGGUGUCCACUGGAUCAUAGAAUCUCCAUGGAGUAUAAGCCACCAUACAGGUAGGAGAACACAUAACUACCCAUUUCAUAUUACAACAGCUCGAAAUCUUUGCAAUACCCUGUGACAAACAAUACGAGCGAUAUAUCCGCCGUGCACUGGACCAUACCGUACAAACGAUGUCCCACUUGUUUCUCUCACACCAAAGUUCUUCAUUCUCCUACCAGUCACGGAUGCUUUGCCUUUAAGCCCUUCUAGUAAACCCCUUAUUGGUUUCUCCCAAUCGUUGCGAUCUCCAGGGAAUUUUUCUUGUCCCGGACGAUCUCCCAAUCACACAGAUUCCAUGAGAUUUGAUUUCACUAAGUUACAAGAUGCCACACAUCAAUUUUCAAUCGAGAAUAAACUUGGAGAAGGUGGAAUUGGGGCAGUUUAUAAAGUGUAUUUGAGAAGGUGAAAUCAAAAUUGGAUUUGAAAUCAUAGAAUGGAGACUCCAACUUGACGAACAAAGCUUUCUCUUUUCUCUGUAGGAGACAAAGAAGGAGCCGAUGGACGGCGUUAACAAAACACUUUUUCUCUUCCUUGUUAACUGCGAUGACUUUUUUUUCAUCUAUUUCCUUUUUUUGUUUUUGAUUUUAUUUCCUUUUUUCAUUAAUCUUACAUGGCAUAAUGAUUGGUGCUAAGAGUUGAGGUGAAUUAGAGAGUUCACCACAGGGGAUGAACCCAAGUUUUGUUCUUCAAAAAUCUCAUAGGUAGAAAAGCUUGGAUGGAGGAGGUAUACAAUGGAUAGCGCAAAUUAGCAAGCCUGAUCAUUUUGGAUUUACACAAUUGUAGCUUAUUUAUUAUGAAGUUCGUACAAAGAAGUUUUAGAAACCAAUUGGCUUUCUAUUUAUGAUUUGUAUUGACACAAUUGUAGCUCAUUGUUUAUGAAACUCAUACAAGAAUUUUUAAAAACCAAUUGCCUUUCGAUUUAUGAUUUGUCCCUAAUGUUUGUCUUGCACAAUUUCAACCCUAAGUAAAGCAAAAACUCAAAGGCUUUAUUAAUCCAUCAGCCCAUUAUGAACACUACACUACAUCUUCACAAUACAAAACAAUUUCUUA